Jatropha curcas is the source of this 935-nucleotide messenger RNA. RefSeq lists its product as uncharacterized. Gene Ontology annotation, cellular component: histone acetyltransferase complex. NCBI's taxonomy places the organism in Eukaryota, Viridiplantae, Streptophyta, Magnoliopsida, Malpighiales, Euphorbiaceae. The record is from RefSeq and is a predicted model, not a curated record.
CCUUAUCUCUUUUAUAUUUCUCCCAAACAGGGCCUUAAAUGAGAGGCUCGCGCGUCCCCGCUUCCGUGGAGAAACGAAAUUUCAAUUUGCUGAAUUUGAAGAGAUUUUUCUUUUUAAGAAAAUAUCUUUAAUUGACGAAAUUUAAAACGUUUCGGGCAUCCAGUAGCUUUCUCGGAAUUUCAAAUUCCGCGCCAAUAUGGAACCUCAAGUUAUGUCCUCAGCGCAAAGAAGCGGGUCUAAUCCAGCGGCUAUGCUUGCCUCUCUCAUGGGCAAGAGAGAGAAGCUUCGAGAAGAGCUCCGCAAUAUUGAGAAACAGGUGUACGAGUUGGAAACAAGCUAUUUACAAGAUUCAAGCCAUUUUGGGCAUGUGCUCAAAGGUUUUGAAGGAUUUCUAUCUUCGUCGAAAAGUACCGCAAACAUAAAAAGAUCCAGGAAAUUUCAGCCAGAAGAUAGACUUUUCUCAAUGUCAUCAGUGACGUCACCAGCGGCUGAAGAACUUAGUCUUGGAUGUCACGACGGGAGAUCUGAUUUUGGCCCUGGUCGGUUUAAGUGCGGAACCUUACCUGCCAAUGGGCAGGGCAAACCGAAGAAGGGAAGAACGCCAAUGGGCCUGAGAGAUAUAAAGAAAAUCAGACGAUCAAGUGAAGCAGAGUUUGAUGAUGAAGAUGAUCCUGAUACGAGUUUGAGAUGAAGGGAGACAGAAGCUAGCUGUUACAGGCAAACAAUAAUUAACAGCUGCAUUCGGUAAUCAACUUGUGACCACAAGACCUUUUCUAUAUGGUUAACGUAUACAAAAUUGAAAAAUAUGAUUCUAAUACUCGAAAGAUGUCAUGUUUUAGAUAUUAAUUUUAAUGUUUCACUAACCACUUUGAAUUUAUCUCGUCUACUUAAUGAAUUCAAACUAUUAUCACAGAAAAAUUUUAAAAAAAAAAAUU